Messenger RNA from Cynara cardunculus var. scolymus (artichoke), 2520 nucleotides. RefSeq lists its product as uncharacterized. Lineage: Eukaryota; Viridiplantae; Streptophyta; Magnoliopsida; Asterales; Asteraceae. The transcript has 13 exons. The record is from RefSeq and is a predicted model, not a curated record. The coding region runs from base 124 to 2217 and encodes 697 amino acids.
GAAACCGUGGUUAUUACCCAGAAAUUUAUCUUCGGUGUCACUAUCGAUCUUCUACUUUUCCCUUUUUAACAAAUCAGUGGAUUAAAUUAAGGAAAAUUAACAAACGAUUGCAUCAUCAUCAACAUGAGGAAGCGAGAUUUAGCAAUCCUUAUGCUUGCCGCUUUCGCCAUUUUCUUCUCCCUUCAGCACGAAGGUGAUUUUUCGUUUAAGGAGGCGUGGUACCAUCUAUCGGAUGAAUAUCCGAUUAAAUACGAGGGAGAACGUCUUCCGCCACCUAUUGUGUCCGAUCUUAAUGGAGAUGGAAAGAAAGAGGUUCUUGUGGCUACCCAUGAUGCUAAAAUUCAGGUUUUGGAACCUCACUCUAGGCGUGUGGAUGAAGGUUUUAGUGAGGCUCGUGUUCUUGCAGAGGUGUCCCUGUUACCUGAUAAGAUCCGUGUUGCUUCUGGUAGACGGGCAGUGGCCAUGGCCACAGGAGUGGUUGAUCGAUCUUUCAAGCGUGGUAACGUACAAAAACAGGUCUUGGUUGUUGUGACGUCUGGUUGGUCUAUAAUGUGUUUUGAUCACAACCUCCAAAAGUUAUGGGAGACAAACGUACAGGAGGACUUCCCACACAAUGCUCACCAUAGAGAGAUAUCUAUCUCUGUAAGUAAUUAUACAUUAAAACAUGGAGAUGCCGGGCUUAUAAUUGUUGGAGGGCGGAUGGAAAUGCAGCCACAUAUGCACUUAGAUCCUUUUGAAGAAAUUAUAAUGGCUGAGGAAAGUGCCGACCAGCAUAGGAGAAGUGCAAGCGAAAAAGAAUCUGCAGAUACUCCAGGAGCUGUGGAUUUACGCCAUUUUGCUUUUUAUGCUUUUGCGGGGCGAAGUGGUGCACUCCGCUGGAGUAGAAAGAAUGAGAAUGUUGAAGCGGCUUCUUCAGAUGAAUCUCCACUAAUUCCACAACAUAAUUAUAAGCUUGAUGUUCAUGCUCUUAAUAGGCGUCAACCAGGAGAGUUUGAAUGCAGGGAAUUCAGAGAAUCAAUCCUUGGAACUAUGCCACAUCACUGGGAUAGGCGGGAAGAUACAAUGCUAAAGCUGGCACACUUCAGACGCCACAAGAGGAAGGCAGUGAAGAGAACACCUGGAAAAACGUCAAACUACCCAUUCCACAAGCCAGAGGAAAACCAUCCUCCAGGGAAGGACUCUACGAAAAAGAUUUCGAACUUGAUUGAGAAAGCUGCAAGUUUUGCUAAUUCAGCGAAGACUAAGAAGGCAUCACCUUAUGUUCCCACAAUUACAAAUUACACGCAGCUCUGGUGGGUACCUAAUGUUGUGGUGGCUCGUCAAAAGGAAGGGAUUGAGGUUUUGCAUUUGGUAUCUGGUCGCACAUUAUGCAAGCUUCAUCUUCAAGAGGGUGGCCUGCAUGCUGAUAUUAAUGGAGAUGGUGUUCUUGAUCAUGUCCAGGCUGUUGGGGGAAAUGGUGCCGAGCAAACUGUUGUUAGUGGAUCAAUGGAAGUGCUACGACCUUGUUGGGCUGUUGCAACCUCUGGUGUACCAGUACGAGAACAACUCUUUAAUGUUUCAAUAUGCCAUCACUCUCCUUUCAACUUAUUCCCUCAUGGAGAAUAUUCCAGAAGCUUUGGACGAGCUCUAGAUGUAAGUUCACUUGAGGUAGCAACACCAAUCCUCAUCCCAACAAACGAUGGCCAUAGGCAUCGCAAGGGAAGCCAUGGAGACGUUGUUUUUCUAACAAAUCGCGGGGAGGUAACAGCAUACACUCCAGGGUUGCAUGGGCAUGAAGCUGUUUGGCAAUGGCAGCUGUUGACUGGCGCGACAUGGUCAAACCUGCCGUCGCCAGCAGGAAUGAUGGAUGCUGGUUAUGUGGUUCCCACUCUGAAGGCGUUUAAUUUGCGGAUGCAUGAUAAUCAACAUUUGAUCUUAGCAGCCGGAGAUCAAGAGGCUCUAGUGAUUUCUCCUGGAGGAAGUCAACUAGCAUCUAUCGAUCUUCCUGCACCACCAACUCAUGCGUUGGUUGAUGAUGACUUCUCAAACGAUGGUUUAACAGAUCUGAUUGUUGUGACUUCAAAUGGGGUGUAUGGGUUUGUUCAAACCAGGCAACCUGGUGCUCUCUUCUUUAGCACUCUUGUUGGGUGCCUAAUUGUGGUGAUGGGUGUCAUAUUCGUGACCCAACACUUGAAUUCCAUGAAGGGGAAACCUCGAGUUGCAUCGGGUCAGCUUUAAGGCAUAUGGUGCGAGUCUUGACGGAAAUGUUGUGGCAUGGGCCCAGACACCCAGUAAAAGAUGAAGCAAAGAUGGUAUACAAAAGGUGAGUCUUUAAAUCAACAAUGACUUGGUUUUUAUGUUUGAGGUUCGGUAUGAUUUAGCUCUAGUACCAAACCAAACCCUUAGAGUUGUCUUUUUAUUUCAAGUAUUUUAGUAUAAGAGGGUUUUUGUAUACAAAUCUCUGUUGUCUCGAAGCACAUUUAACCAUGUAUUAUACUCUUGUUGCCCCGUUAAAAGCCCGCUUUCAAUUUUGUAUGUUCA